AUGGGGUCGUUAAAUACGUCGAAAAUGCCGACGGAGUUGAUAGACAACCAAUGCGUCGAUUUGUUAAAUGGAUCAGUUUUGACAGAAGACGACUCAAGAAAAAAGGACGAAUUACAGGGAUUUCCUGUCCCAAGAGUGCGAAAGGUUACGAAAACUCGGAAACCAAGAGUAAAAUGGACUGAAAAAGAAACAAAUGACCUUUUACGUGGUUGUCAAAUUUACGGCGUGGGCAAUUGGAAAAAAAUCCUGAUGGAUGAGAGGUUUCAUUUUGUGAAUCGCUCUCCAAACGACUUGAAAGACAGAUUUCGAGUUAUUCUACCAGAAGAUUACAAAAAGUUUUACCCUAAUGCAAGAACGCACAUGGGGAAAAACCAAAAGAUCCCGCAUACGCCAGGAAUGGCAAAAGCGUCUCGUAAAGAGCGAAAACAGUUUACGCCCGAGGAAGAUGAACGAUUACUGGAGGGUUUCUUUUUGCACGGUCCUUGUUGGACGCGAAUCAGCAAGGACGCAAGCUUGGGAUUGCAAAAUCGCCGUAGCACAGACUUACGAGAUCGGUUUCGCAACGCUUUUCCCGAGCGAUAUGCUGCUGCCGGGUUUAAGUUGAAAAACAAUUCUGGACUGCGUGCAAAAUAUGACCAAAGUAAUUAUUUAAUGAAUGAUCCUUCUUCGACGGAAGCUGCUGCUGCUGCCGUUGCUGCAGUCGCAGCCGUCGCUGCCGACCGUCAAGAAGCACCAUCCCAAAAUUCUAGUAAGGACUCUACACAAGAUCCUUCAGCAGUAUCCGUCACUUCUGAUGACUUGUUAGAGUGGUCAAACCAAAAUUUGAAUUCUUCCUUUUAUAACGCUGAUCGUCAACAGCCUCAAUAUGCGAAUGAAUCCUUUUUACUUAGCCAAGCAUUACCUGAAACAUUUCCGACCAACGCUUUACAUUCGUUUCCACCUUAUGAUGCUCUAUUUCCCACUGGGAAUCCUUCUUCCUUGCCUUCUGAGUCACAAUCUUCUGUUCAGUCAUUUCCGUUUUCUGUGCAACAACCUCCUGUACACUUGGAACCCCCGCUAGAGUCUAAUCAAAUCCACUCCUCAUUGUUUUCGACACCUAAUGUUGCUGAUCUGCAUUCUUUUUCACAAUUCCAGCAAGCUCAUCAGCACCCUUCUCUCCCUCCCGGGGAAUUACCGUGGGUUAACCGAGGUUAG
Molecule: messenger RNA, 1194 nt
Organism: Schizosaccharomyces cryophilus OY26
Lineage: Eukaryota; Fungi; Ascomycota; Schizosaccharomycetes; Schizosaccharomycetales; Schizosaccharomycetaceae
Product: myb family protein
Exons: 3
Coding region: 1-1194 (397 amino acids)
Source: RefSeq, a predicted model, not a curated record